AUGGCGUCUUAUCCACAAGGCUAUGAUGAGGAAAGAUUUGCGACCACAGUCAAUCAAAAUUUCCUCUGUUUGAUUUGCUUCAACGUUUUAAGAGAGCCCGUCCUGUGUCCGAGAAACCAUCAUUGUUUCUGUCGUUCUUGUAUUACGAAACACCUCGAGAAUUCUCGAAGAUGCCCUACAUGUGCGGACGAACUGACUGUAGAGACUUUGGCCGAACCACAAAGAAUGGUAAAAGAUAUUUUGAAUGAAUUAAAUAUCCACUGCAUUUACAUCGACAGAGGUUGUCAAGAGAUCCUACAAUUACAACAUCUUGAACGCCACGAGGCUACAUGUGGAUUUACACCAGCCGUUUGUACAAACCAAGGCUGUGGUGCAACUUUAAACCAGCGUGAUCUUGUUUACCAUCAAAGUGAACUAUGUGAAUUUCGCAAGUUGAAGUGCCACUCGUGGGGAGAAACGACAAAAACAUUGGCGAAUAUGCAAGAAAAGAUUGCGAACAUGGAGAAGAACAUGGCUUUUAUGCGAACCAAAAUUACAAAUAUAGAGAAGAAUAUUGCGACAAAUGCGGCAGAUAUCAAAACAGAAAUGGAAGGAAAACUCGAAGCAGUAAAUAAUGAAGUGAGAGGAUUGAAAACUGCUUUGAUUGAAGGUUUUGAUGAAAUGAAGGAUGUUCUUGCUGAGAUGAAAGAAGAAAACACAAGAAAAGUAAGAAAUACAGCAAGUGGUGAUAAGGAAAAUAUAAUUGUUGCUGGAGGUGUAGGAACUGACUCUGUAGAGAUGUUUGACUGGCAUCAAAGAACAUGGUCACCAUUACAAUCCUUGCCAAAGGAGCGUCAUGGAGCGACUUCAUUUGUGUACAACAAUCAUGUGACAAUUUCUGGAGGUUCCUGUUCUGGUUAUGUCGAUGAUAUGAUUAGAAUGAAUAUCAAUCCAAACCCUGAUCUCUCAAUGCACUGGACUGACUGUCCUGUUAAACUACCUGCUAAGUUAAAAUACCACAGCAGUGUGCUUUAUAAUAAUAAUUUGAUAGUCACAGGUGGUCAUUAUGGAAAUGCAACAUCUGACUGUAUUCAUGAAGUCCAGCUGGUUCCUCCUCAUACUGUGAGGACCUUGUCAAGAAUGCCAGAAGGAAGAAGUGCUCACGGUAUGGAAUUAUUUGACGAGGAUUUGUUGAUCGUUGGUGGAAGAAGAACUGGCAGUUGGGAAGGCAACCUCAGCAGUGUGGUACUGUAUGAUAUAAAGAAGAAUGAAUGUAAACAGUUGGCACCACUGCCGUAUGAAGUGAGUCUGAUGGCAACUGUGAGAUGGGGGGACAACAUCGUUGUUAUAGGCGGCGUUGACAAACGUGGCAAAGUAUUAGAUACAGUUAUCAUUUACAAUGUCAAGACUGAACAAAGUCACUUGCUGCCGUCAAUGAGAUGUAAGAGACAGGGAUGUACUGUAGUUGUUCUUGGAAACAACAUUGUAGUACUGGGAGGGUAUGAUGGACAAGGUGAACUGAAGUCAGUUGAAGCUUUCAACUUCGAUCGUAACACUUGGGAGGAACUUCCUGAAAUGUCUCAAGCAAGACAUCUUCCUACUGCUGUUGUUGUGUGA
Molecule: messenger RNA, 1596 nt
Organism: Paramuricea clavata
Lineage: Eukaryota; Metazoa; Cnidaria; Anthozoa; Malacalcyonacea; Plexauridae
Source: the annotation of a GenBank genome assembly